AUGCAGUUUGGCCUGCUUUACGAAUGCCAGCGCCCGUACGAGGGCACCGAAAUUGACUGGAACGCGCUGUACAAGGAAACACUCGAGCAGUGUGAACUCGCCGACCAGAUUGGUUUCAACAACCUAUGGUUCGUCGAACACCACUUCCUUACCGGCUUCUCCGGCUCGCCCGCCCAGGAUGCGAUCUUCGGCGCACUUAGCCAAAUUACCAAGCAGAUUCGCAUCGGCUACGGCGUCUGCAUCCUCCCCUACCACCAUCCGGUGCGCGUCGCCGAGCGGGUCGCGUUGCUCGACCAUCUCACCGACGGACGCAUCGAACUCGGCACCGGCCGCUCCAACGCCUACGAACAGACCGGUCUCGGUAUUGACCCGCGCGAAACUCGCAGCCUGUGGGCCGAGUCUCUCAGCAUGAUACCCAAAAUCUGGACUUCUGAUGAGUACGAGUACGAGGGCGAGCACUGGAGUGUUCCCAAGCGCCGCGUCCUUCCCAAGCCGCUCCAGAAGCCUCACCCGCGCAUGUACCUCGCCUGCACCUCCGAAGACAGCUUCCGCCUGGCCGCCCAGAAGGGUAUCGGCGUGCUGUCGUCCGCUUCCUACGCUGUGGAAGUCCUGAAAGAGAAGGUGCAGAUUUACCGCGACUCACUCAAAGACUGUGAGCCGGUGGGCGAAUUCAUCACCGAGUUCUGGGGCAACAACGUUCAUGCCUUCUGCGACGACGAUGACCAGUACGCCAAAGAGCUGGCCGCCGAGUCGAUGAAGACCUUCUUCGGUCCCGACAAGCCUUACAUCGCUGGCCGCAUCGGCGCCUACGAAGAGUUGCUGGAAGCCUGGGGCGGCGUGCCCGACCACCUGCAGGCGGACUUCGGUCGCUGGCUCCGCCAGUCUGACGACGAACACAAGCAAUUGGCCGCCGAAGUUGGUCUCUCUCUGGACGCCGGCCCGGGCGCCGCUCGAGCCGCAAUCGCCCAGCUGGACGGCAACACCCUGUCCGACCGCGGCGUCAUCAUCGCCGGCAACCCCGAGUCCUGCAUCAAGACCUGCCAGAUGUACGAAGACAUCGGCGUCGACCAGGUCAUGCUUAUCAUGCAAACCGAAACCAUCCCCCACGACAAGGUGAUGGCCUCCAUCGAAAAGUUCGGGCGGGAAGUAAUCCCCGCGUUCCAGGGCAACGGUUCCAAGAAGUAA
Geodia barretti is the source of this 1185-nucleotide messenger RNA. Lineage: Eukaryota; Metazoa; Porifera; Demospongiae; Tetractinellida; Geodiidae. The record is from the annotation of a GenBank genome assembly.